CCUGGCGCUUCUGGAAUUCCUCAAAUUGAAGGCUGCGUUGGCGAUUGUCCUUGGAGACUCCUGGUAGUCUUUAACCGUCAUGGCCGACCAGGAAUUUUCAUCUGACCCUGAACAGGCCCCAGUUCCUCCUAGGCCUAAAAAGGCCUCAAAAAAGAGGCCUGCUGCCCAAGCUUCAACCUCUUCAGCAAGUCAGCCAUUAUCUGUUACAGCCAGGGAGGAACAGAGGAGACACAACGCUCUAGAGAAACAAUUUUCCAGGGCCCAAAAACAGGCACAACUCAUGGGGGAGGUAGUUCUGGAACCUUCCCCUCCUCAACCGGAUCCAUUGGCAUCAACAACCCAGCUGGCAUCACAAGAUAUACCUUCUGAUGUACCUCAGGCACCCAUGUUGUCUGAUAGGCCGGGACCUUCAGCGUCAUUUACACCCACGGCAGCUGGUCUCAGGCCUCAGGAGGCUUUAGGUUGGCCACCACAUUUAGACUUUCAAGCCUUAUUCACAGAUGCACUGGCUAAGGCAAUCACCUCAGGCCUUCAACAAGGGGGACAGCCCCAGUUUGGGUAUCAUACUUGUCAGAUGCCAGCUCCUUCCAGGCCGGCUUGUGGACAUCAUCCUUCUACGCAUCCUCCCCCUCCUCCUCCCCCUCCACCCCCUCCCCAGCCGGCCCAGGCGAUCCAACCUUCCUUAGAGGCUCCAAGUGAGGUUUCAUACUCAACUGAGGGAGAACAGGUUGAGCCAGAGUUCUCAGAUGAUGAGGAAGUGACCCCUGAGAGACCGGCCUUUGCCACCUUGUUCAGGCCAGCGGUCUUUAAGACUUUACUCAGAAAGGCUAAAGCAGUUACAAACAUGGGUACCAUCGUCAAUCCUAACCUUCAGGGUUCUUCUGAUACACAACCGCAGGACGAGCUUUUCGCUGUUCCUGUUCCUGAUCAUGACUAUAUCCCGUGCCCUGAUUUAUUUAAAGAGGUCAUUAAAAGGCAGUGGGAAUCGCCCGGGGUUCUUUCGGCUCCCAGCGGGCACGAUAAAAAGCUUUAUUGUGCUGAUCCGGCCCUGGAGGCCCUUCUCAACCUUCCAUCAGUAGAUUCUCCUGUGGUCAGUCUAUCCUCUUCAGCUGUCUUAUCAUCUGACACUGUGGAGGUGCUGAAAUCUGAUGAACGUAAGACAGAGGUCUCAUUCCGUAAAACGCACCAAGCCGCGGCCUGGGCAGUGAAAGCUGCAACAUCCGCCUCCUUCUUUAACAGAGCCACCUUAAUAUGGCUUCGGCAGUUGAAGGAGAGGUUGCCACCAGGGGACACCAGAAUUGCCCAGGAUUUCAACAAAUUGGUAGCCGCUACGGAAUAUUCGGCGGACGCAUCCUUGGAUGCGGCCCGGUUUGCAGCCAGGGCCAUGGCUUCUUCCAUCUCAUCACGUAGACUCCUGUGGCUUAAACCCUGGAAGGCUGACUCCAAAUCAAAGUGGAGAUUAGCAUCUGCCCCUUACCACGGGUCCUCUUUAUUUGGGGCAGCAUUGGAUCCAAUUUUAAUAGAGGGGAAAGAUAAACGUAAAGUCUUGCCUGUUUCUUAUAGUAGGCAAGAGCGCAGGUUCACACCUUAUAGUCAAAGGCAGCCCUUUCGGGCAGAGUCAGGGCCUAGGGGGUCCUAUUAUGGUCGACAGUAUUCACAAGGAUAUUCACAAGGAUAUUCACAAGACCGCUUUGCAGGAAGGCAGGGCAAUAGCGACAGAGGGAGGUUCCAAUCCUCUUCCAGACGACCUUUUAAGGGAGCCGGAGCCGGAUCCCGUUCUUCCAGAAGGGGAAAAUGACUCCCUCGAACUUUUCCCAAUCGGGGGGCGGCUUCUUCACUUUCUACCCCAAUGGGAGACCUCCACUUCCGAUCCUUGGGUUCAUCGUACUGUGGGGGUAGGAUUGACUCUGGAAUUUUGGACCCUUCCCAAACGUGUUUUUGUUCAUUCCCCAGUACCCCGACGUCGAGACAAACUGAACAAUUUCAACUCAGAAAUCCAGCACCUUCUGCGGAUUGGAGCAAUAGAGGAAGUUCCUCUAUCGCAACGGGGGAAGGGAGUCUAUUCUCUCCUGUUUUUGGUGCCCAAGG
Molecule: messenger RNA, 2088 nt
Organism: Pantherophis guttatus
Lineage: Eukaryota; Metazoa; Chordata; Lepidosauria; Squamata; Colubridae
Source: RefSeq, a predicted model, not a curated record